Molecule: messenger RNA, 1019 nt
Organism: Calidris pugnax (ruff)
Lineage: Eukaryota; Metazoa; Chordata; Aves; Charadriiformes; Scolopacidae
Gene: IL15
Product: interleukin 15
Exons: 8
Coding region: 146-799 (217 amino acids)
Biological process (GO): positive regulation of T cell proliferation; immune response; positive regulation of cytokine production
Cellular component (GO): extracellular region
Molecular function (GO): cytokine activity; cytokine receptor binding
Source: RefSeq, a predicted model, not a curated record
GCUGCCCCACUAUGACACUGUUCAGGCUGCAGAGAAGAGGAGGAGUUACAGCAUAAAGCUACAGCGUUUGCUUCCAAGGUCCUAUGAUGUACUUUGUUGUUCCAAAUUCUGUGCUUCCACUCUGAGUAAUGUUCGUGCAGGCAGGAUGCUGGGGACGGCACGGCCAACACGAAACUCUACCGGAGCAUUCGGCAGGCUGAAGACUCAGAUUUGCAGGUUAUCAGGACACAAUCUACAGAUAAGAAUAUGUAUGUAUUUAAAUAUGAGCUGCUCCCUUGUCCAAAGGUCAAGCUUCCAUAAAACAAGGAAAACACACCUGAAAAGUAUUUGUCUGCAGUAUCAGCUGUAUCUUCUUCUCAACAGCCAUUUCUCGUGCCUUUUAAAGAAUGAGAAGGGACUAAUCAUCUUCUUCCUAUGUGCUUAUGUGUCAAAGACAGCAGCAGGCCAUUGCAAGUGGGCAGAAGUUCUGAAAGAUUUGGAGCGGAUCAAGACAUCCAAAGAUAUCGAUGUCAGUUUAUAUACUGCAAACACAGAUGAGGAUAAAGAAUGCCGAGAACCUGUAAUUAGAUGUUUUUUCUUAGAGACCAAAGUGAUUCUUCAAGAAUGUCUUAUCAAAAAUUGUAGCAAAACACAGGAUGUAUUGAACAUAUGGAAAAAUGGAAAUGCAAGCUUAGAAAAUAACAAGUUGAGUUCCAAAAGAUCAGCAAAAUGUAAAGAAUGUGAAGAGUAUGAAGAAAAAAAUUUUACAGAAUUUAUACAGAGUUUUGUCAAGGUUAUACAGAGGGAAUGCAAACAGUGACCAAAAGACACAAGCUGGGAACCAAGAUUCUUCCACGAACAUCCUCACAGAAAUUACAUUAUCACCAACAAUAAACUGGAAAGAACAUCACUUACAAUCCCACUUAUGGAGCAUAACACGUAAACAAAGAAAAAUAAAAUCCCUGUAAUUCACAAUAUAUUCAAAACUGAAUACAUGCAAAUGAUGCCACUUCUUAAAUAAAAAUGAAAAGAAUUUAAAA